Molecule: messenger RNA, 1662 nt
Organism: Megalops cyprinoides (Indo-Pacific tarpon)
Lineage: Eukaryota; Metazoa; Chordata; Actinopteri; Elopiformes; Megalopidae
Product: gap junction beta-1 protein-like
Exons: 3
Coding region: 209-1036 (275 amino acids)
Biological process (GO): cell communication
Cellular component (GO): connexin complex
Source: RefSeq, a predicted model, not a curated record
GUCAACUGAGCCUUUCAGUAAAAAUAGGCCCACUAUUCGGAUGCUGAUCCACCCAUUUAUGGACGUGAUUGUGAAACACCUUACCUGAAGAUGUGGACCUCUUGGACACUGAAGAGUAAACGGUUCGAAACAGCGGCAUUGAAGCAUCCAAAAAAUCCCUCUCUAUGACAAAAGUGGGGGUGACCUCUGAUCGUACCCGGAACCGAAAAUGAAUUGGGCGUCCUUUUAUGCCGUCAUAAGCGGUGUAAACAGGCACUCCACCGGCAUCGGCCGCAUCUGGCUGUCUGUCCUCUUCAUCUUCCGCAUCCUGGUCCUAGUGGUGGCGGCGGAGAGCGUGUGGGGAGACGAGAAAUCCGGCUUCACCUGCAACACCCAGCAGCCCGGUUGCAACAGCGUCUGCUACGACCAGUUCUUCCCCAUCUCCCACAUCCGGCUGUGGGCCCUGCAGCUCAUCCUGGUGUCCACCCCGGCCCUGCUGGUGGCCAUGCACGUGGCCCACCGGCGCCACAUCGACAAGAAGCUCCUCAAGAUGUCCGGCCGGGGCAGCGCCAAGGACCUGGAGCAGAUCAAGACUCAGAAGUUCAAGAUCACCGGCGCCCUCUGGUGGACCUACAUGAUCAGCAUCAUCUUCCGCAUCAUAUUCGAAGCCGCCUUCACGUACAUCUUCUACAUGAUCUACCCGGGCUACAAGAUGCUCCGGCUCGUCAAGUGCGACUCGUACCCAUGCCCCAACACCGUCGACUGCUUUGUCUCCCGGCCCACGGAGAAGACCAUUUUCACUAUCUUCAUGCUGACCGUCUCGGGGGUCUGCAUUCUGCUCAACUUUGCGGAGCUUGUCUACCUGGUGGCACGGGCCUGUGCCAGGCACGUCCGGGACUCAGAGGGGGCCCCCAAGGGAGCGUGGCUCUCACAGAAGCUCUCCUCCUACAAGCAGAAUGAAAUCAACCAGCUCAUCGCCGACCACGCCUUCCGGCCCAAGCUCAACAGCAGCCGCAGGAACCCUCCUGACAAGGAGGAGAGGUGUGCAGCAUUUUAGUCAGCAUGCUGCGCCCGACCCACUUAGCUAAUCAGGCUAACCAGCUUGCAACAUUACAGCUCAUGGAAGAGUGGCAGUAAUCUCAAAGGUCCGUUCUACUGACAGGAUCAUGGUGGCAACAGGCAACACUGGUGUAUUUUGCCAUUGUUCCUAAACAAACAUUCCUAGGGUGUGUGGAGGAGUAAAAAUGGACCACACAUUUACAAAAAUGAAAACUGUUGCCAGAGAAAGGACAGGUUUUCCCUGGGUUACAAGGAUUCACAGACCCCAGUGUGAUCUGCAGGAAUGAUGAUUCACAAUGCAGACCAAGCAUGAGGUUAUUAAACUAUGAAAACAAUCUUUUGAAGAGGACUCUGAAGUGCUAUGUGCUCUACAAUAGUGAUCCCCAGGUUCAUUGGACGUCUUGCAAACUGUGAGGUACAGUACAGAAGGAUUUUCCUGAAAGUGUGGACUGCACAAGGCUCUAUACAAACCAGUUCAAAUGUUGCAUGUAGAAAUGCUGUAAAACUUCAUCUUGAAUCCGCCAACCAAGAGACAGAUUUACUAAGACUUCUGUCCACAGAGCUUUACUGAAAUAUCUGACAAAUAGAAACAAAUAUUUAAUGGAGAGAUUACAGCUCUCUCAG